AUGUUAUCUUUUCGAACCAAGGGGUAUAAUGGGUAUGGAAUACAGUAUUCACCCUACUUUGACAACAAGUUAGCAGUAGCCACCGCUGCAAACUAUGGACUAGUGGGCAACGGACGGUUAUUCAUCCUUGAUAUUGAAGCCUCGGGUCAGAUUAGAGAGCAAGUUUCAUGGGAGACCCAAGAUGGGUUAUUUGAUCUCGCCUGGAGUGAAAUACACGAGAACCAAUGCGUGGUGGCGAGUGGCGAUGGAUCAAUCAAGCUUUUCGACAUGAUGGUGUCGCGAUUCCCCAUCAUGCAAUGGAAAGAGCAUCGGCGCGAAGUCUUCUCCAUCAAUUGGAACUUGGUCGAUAAGACCAAUUUUGUCACUGGCAGCUGGGACGGCACGAUCAAGAUCUGGUCGAGCCAGCGCCCGGAGUCCAUGUUGACUUUGAACCCGGGCACUACCGAUUUCACCACCCAGGCGGCCCCCGUGGCAGCCACGGCCAAAGCGCCACUCCUGCACCAGCAGCAGCAUCAACAGGCAUCCAAUACUCAGCAUUGCAUAUACUCAGCGCAGUUUUCGCCGCAUUCGCCCUCGAUGCUAGUUUCCUGUAAUGGGUCAUCCGAGGUCCACAUCUGGGAUAUCCGAACGCCGCAUCCGUUGCAGCUUCAAUUCAUCUCGCAUCAUGGAAUGGAGACGUUGUCUGUUGAUUGGAACAAGUACAAAUCGACGGUAAUUGCCUCGGCGGGUACUGACAAGUCGGUGAGGAUAUGGGAUUUGCGAAUGGUUUCCAAGAUUGAUCAACCUUCGGCACAUUCGCCCAUGCCCCUGACCCAUAUUCGAGGUCCUACCCCGCUCAAUGAGUUUAUUGGACACGAGUUUGCCGUGCGGAAAGUGCAGUGGUCGCCUCACGACGCUAAGGAGUUGAUCUCGACUUCGUAUGACAUGACUGCCAGAGUAUGGAGAGAUGAAUCCGAGGAAAGAGCCAGGUUUUUGAAUACUAAACUCGGGGGCAUGAAAGGGGUCUUUGGCCAGCACCGCGAAUUUGUUAUCGGAUGCGAUUAUAGCUUGUGGGGAGAACCCGGGUGGUGCGCCACUACGGGAUGGGACGAAAUGGUUUAUGUGUGGGAUUCCAAGAGGCUAUGA
Messenger RNA from Lodderomyces beijingensis, 1125 nucleotides. The record is from the annotation of a GenBank genome assembly. NCBI's taxonomy places the organism in Eukaryota, Fungi, Ascomycota, Pichiomycetes, Serinales, Debaryomycetaceae.